AUGUAUCGUGCAAUCAGUGCGUGGCCUGUCGCUGACAGUGCAUCUUUGGAUUUCCAAUUGAUGUUGCCAUCUACUAUGUUUCCAAGUAGAGAAGUUCAAGCCGCUGCGGAGCUCAGUGCCAUCAUUGACUUGUCCCUAAUGGUGUUUGCGCAAGGUAUAUAUCGACCCAGUGAAAAUUUAAGCUCUCUUGGGCCAUUAAUGCCCCCAAGCGUCUUGUCAAUCCCCGUUUCUGCUCUGGAGUGA
Plasmopara halstedii is the source of this 243-nucleotide messenger RNA. RefSeq lists its product as uncharacterized. Bases 1 to 243 code for a protein of 80 amino acids. The transcript is spliced from 2 exons. NCBI's taxonomy places the organism in Eukaryota, Oomycota, Peronosporomycetes, Peronosporales, Peronosporaceae. The record is from RefSeq and is a predicted model, not a curated record.